AGGUAAAGCCCUUAGAUUUGGUGGUUCAGCAGCGGCACGGAAAGAGAUCAUUCGCAACAAAAUCAGAGCCAUAGGAAAGAUGGCACGCGUCUUCACUGUUCUCAGGGAAGAGAGUGAAAGUGUGUUGACAUUGAAGGGUCUGACACCGUCGGGUAUGCUGCCAGUCGGCGCCCUCUCAGGCGGGAAGAGGACAUUGCAAACAGCGAUCGGUCAGAAGAUCAGUGGCUUUGAGGAAGCCAAAGGCCUGGACAAGGAGAACGAAAAGAUGCCGCCGAGGAAAGAUGCACCUCCCCCACCCAACAACAAAGGAUCGUAAUGACCCCCCUCUCAUCGUGUUCCCCCUUCCUCUAUUAUCAGGAUGACACCCUUAUCUCUUGUCCCAUUCAUCACGACCUGGUAGUCUCGGCUACCCUCGUGAUACUCUCGGCUCUUUAGCGUCAUCAUUAAACCCCCGUUAUGUCAGAGCCAGGAACAUUCCUUUGUAAGCGUAAUACAGAUCCCUGAUGCUCAUAGACUCGUAUAGUGAGAUAAUCCUUUCUUUUAAAUGGUCCCUGACCUGUUGGCCGGAGGAACUGGUGUCGGAGAGCCUUUGAGAAUGAAAGACUUUGGUUGUCGGCAGGUUUGUGGGUGGACCCAACAUUGGGAAUGUCCUGACUGGUAUCAUGCAACAGGCUCAGACGGUUCCCAUCCCACUGAAAGACAUUGGCAGUUCUCGCUUUAAGUGGGACCUGGGUGCUGCACGAGGUCCCCAGCAUUCCGAGAAAGACGUCGCGAGUUGAGACAGUGACGACUCAUCGAGGCAGGGGACCUGACCUGGAUAUCCUCAACAGGAAGUAGAGGUAACCACAUCGUAUCCCAUGAUUCAUCCAGGGACGCCCGACAUCCGUCAGAAGCAGGGUAUGGUUAAAGGGAUGCGAUCAGCCCCAGGUCUCACUCCGCAGCAUUCAACGAGUCCUGAACCUGUUGCCUUCGAGAACAGGAUAGGUCAUGUACUGUACAAAGGCAAUGAAGAUCUACAGAAUCUUGUAAUCAUAGGGUCUUUAUAUCCAGUGCAAGACACCAACCACAAAAUGUUCAUCUUGUGUGUUUGUUCAAACUGUCAAUGAAGUCAAAUUGGAAUGUUACCAUACAAUUGUACAAUUUCAAGUUUACAUAAUUUAGGAAUACGUUAGUAAAGCAAGAUGUAAUGUGCCCACAUAGCAUUGACUCAUAUGGUUCAAUUCAUGCAGCGUGAAUUGUUCAUUUCUUUGGGAAAGUUCUUUACAGAUCCACCCAGGUAUGGAUGGAGGAAGAGAAUCAUAGAGGGAAUUUUGUCAUUUGUUGCAGUGGUUUUUAUUGCACAAGGUCACAUUUUGCACCAAUACAUAGAAUAGCAUUGUUGAACUUGUCUCAUUUGAAGGUACUGAAGCGACCGCCUCAUGUUUGUGACAUUGUGAUAAGCUGUUUUUUGGUCACCAUUCAGGAUAAAAAGCACCAUUUUUAAAGUGUGCAAUUGAAUUAUCAGGAAAGGACUUGAUAACAGAAAGCUUAUUGAUUCAAUUGAUCAUGGGAAUUAAGAAUAAAAGACAUAAGAAAAAAAUAUCAGCCGUUUUAGAUACUCUCUUGAAUUUGUUAACAAAUAAAGUUCACAAAUUAAGAAUAAGUCAUACCCACGUCCAUCAAAGAUUGCAGCCGUUUUAGAUACUCUCUUGAAUUCUGUUACAAAUAAAUUUCUGUGACAAAUAAAUUUCCCGAAGGUACCCUUCAAAUGAAAUAACAAGGAUCUGAACAAGUAAGGUUUUUGACCUCCCCUCCCUUCUGGUUCUUGUAUAACUGAAGGUAUGACUCAUUCAGUGUUUCUAUGGUAGGGAUUACAAAAGAACGGGAUACGAUGGCUUUGAUGUUGAGGAUGUCGGCUCUGAUAUUGUUGGAGCGGGUUGUCGGGUCGAUCAUUUGCUGGAAAUUGUUUAUGUAGAGUGUAACCUGUAUAUAAAGAUCCUCCAAGGGAGAAAUGAACGGUGGUCAUAUGAGCAGGUGGUCUUAAGAACAGGUUCCUGCAUUAUACUAGGUAACCGAUCUUGGGGUCUUUAUAGAGAUGUGGUUACAGGUCACAGGAGGCAUUGUUAAAAAGCAGGUAUGACUUCGGUAUGCAAUCUAGUCUGUUCACUGGACUAUGUAACUUCUGAUUCCUCAAGAGCAUUAUGCUGCACAUUUUGGAUGUCACAGAUAAGCCAAGAAUGAGUAUCCCUCGUUAAGAAAUAUGUAAUGAUAGUCGUAUUAUGAUCUAAAGUGUAUCAAGACAUGUUUAUACAUCUUUUGAACACAAUACUUUGUUACUUUAGUUGUUCCAUGUAACGGUACGAUGAGGAAAAUGGGGGUCCACAAACUAAGGCUGAUCAUUUAACCCUUUGCAAUUCACUGCUUGGUGGGUUCCGUAUGAAGUCUAUCCAAAUUGACAGCACUAAGUGAAGAGGUUCAAACAUAACCCCAGAGUAAAAUUAGGUUUUGAAGCUUUAUACUUCAAGAUCCUAGUCUUAACUACAGCAAACAUUUCAAAGCAACGUGGAGCAUUAUUACACCUGUUGAUUACUAUUGUCCAUUAAUUUCCUGGUAAUAUACGCUACAUUAUAUAGGGACUUCAGAUACAAUAAAUGUACAUUCUAUGUCAUUCAGAAAUUGACUAAUCUGUGUUAUUAUUAAACACACGUAUAAUCUUAGAAUAAAUGUGGAAUAUAUACAUUUAUAUAUGAAUAUAUAUAUAUAUGAACCUAUAUCCUACAGACUAUAAAAUGAGAUUCAUUUUUUAUGUUGGAAGUCAGGUGCAGAAGGUUGUUCAUGGAUGUGGUUCCAGUGCAGAAGGUCUUUAAUAGUUGUUUAUUGAAACAUGAGUGCGUUAAGGACCUUCUGCCGCUGGUAUUGAAUGAACUCGCGCCUUUCUGACUUACGUUGGGUGUGUUGGUGUAAAUAGUUGUACAUUGUAGAAGCACUUUUUGCAUGUUUAUAGUCAGCUGAAUGGCGUAGUUUUAGAUUCUCAUUUUCAUUCAUUCAUUGUUUUAUUCCCACCCCUCUCCAAAUUAUUAUUCUUAUAUUAUUACAGAAAUAUCAAACUUCAUUUGAGAUGUAUGUGACAUAUGAUGAUGAAGGUCAAAGGUCAUGCAGGUCAUGACCCUCGCUCAUUUGCAUACUGCACAGCAAGCACGCACUGUGCACCACUGCUUAUAUUCUUUACUUUUAACCCAACGUAGAUACCUCUUUGCGUUGUUAGGGCGGUAAACCUGCCUCAACUGCAUGUAUAUGUAAAAAAAAAACGAAAUCGCUACUUGCAUCAAAGUAAUUACUUAAAGAGAGAUUAUUGAUAAAGAUUGAAGAAUAUUAAUAUAAAGGAAAUUUUCUAGAAUAUUGAUUUCUAUUGUAUGAUUUGCAGGUCAAAACAAUGAAACAGUAUUUGAUGAUGAUAAAUAAAUUGCUGUUUAUAUCAAGCUCAACUUUUUUUUUGAAAUGUAGCAAUAGGACAUAUGUUGACAUUGCACUGAAACAAAGGAGCUUCUAGUGCUGGAGUCACAUCUGGCUUUUUCCUUCUGAAGCCUCUACAAUGUGAGGAAAAGUGAGAGGCAUAAAUAUGCACUUAAUAAUAAAUAGAUAGGAACAAUAUUGAUACUUAUUAAUGGUGGAGAAUCUGUAUUCAGCUUUACAAUGAAAUUGGCAUAACAAAAUACAAGACUUGAAAGGUAGUGGGGCGAAGAAAGAUUCUCUUGCAAACAUUUUCCGAAAGGUGUAGCUGCUUGAAUCUACCGGUUUCCAGUUACCACUCCAGCUUUUGAAGCUCCCUGCUAUAAAAAUAAUCAAGACAUCUCUUGUUUGCUAGUCAUCAACUCCAUAGUCAGAACAUUUCACAAUGCAAAGCUUUAAUCUAAGAUGAUUAGAAGCAUUGGUUUCACCCAAAACCUGUGGUUUUCAUUGCAUAUUUCAUAUGUUCUUUAUAUGUGCCAAGUCAAGCUAUUUACGCCCCCCCCUCUUCACACCACCACAUUCUGUUCACCCCCUGGGGGAGUUUUUCAUGAAUCAUAUAUUCAGGAAUUUUCAAUGACUCGUUCGUUCUCAGCCAAUCAGAAGCAAGGAUUUCGGUAGCUUAUAACAACAGUCAGUGAAUAUCACUGACCACUUGUUUCAUGAAAUGCUCCCCCGUUUUAGAUUUAGUUUGUGUUGGAAACGUGCACAGUUUCACUGUACAGGCCAGGCUUUGAAAAAGCUAGUUUUUGUUGUUGGUUUCUUUCUAUCUACAAACGUGAUAUUUUUGUAAGAGUACAUUUGCACAUUUGACAGGAUUGCCUUCUCGAGUGUUAGUUUGAAAACUUCUGCACUUUAUAAAAAAAAAGAGACAUCUUCGUGGUUUAUUUCUACAGAAAUUUUGUACAAAUCGUUGGAUAGGAAAAGAACAAACUUCUCAAUUUGUAUGGAUUUAUUUGGCAUGAUAACAGACCUCAAACUCUUGUAAUAUAGACUUCAUCUGGUUUAGGAAAAGACAAGUUGAAUCUCCCACUUUUUGAUGUGGAGGCUUUUGGUCGUGAUGCGAGAGAUUUUUAUUCCUCUUUUCAUAAAUAUGUAAUCUAUGUCAUGGAUAUUGCCACAAGCGUCAUAGGGCCAUGUAUCUUUCCUCCUAAUUGCAAUAUAGAAAUAAAGGAGGUGGAAGAAACACGACCUAGAUGUCUAUAUGUGGGACUGGGGUGAGAAGUAUGAGGUCACCAUGUAGUAGUUAGCUUAUGACCAGAUCUAAAAUGUCGCUGACUUGGGGCAGGGAUUAUCCCCACAGUCGAUUUCUCCAAAAGUGAAUGUCUUUGCUAUUCUCUAGUCUUAAUGCAUUAUCAAGUCUGACGACAGCUAGCGGAAGUCCUCGGAAAAUAAGAGGUCUGGGAAGGUAGACUAGCACUUGGUGGUACUGUGUGGGCUUGGAGAACCAUUCUCUGCUUAUUUUGGAGGGAGGUGCCGUGGACGGGUGGGCAGUUUACCACACUCUGAGCCACGAGGUCAAGGGUUCAAAUCCCGUGAGACUAAUGCAUUGUCAUUUGGCGAAACAUUGAUCUAGGUUUGCCACCCUCCACCCAGGUGCUCGGUUCUUGUAUUGAUGGGACUAUGUUAUGCAUUUUACCAAAAGCAGAAUGCUCUGAAGUCCCAAGUGCAUCUCGUUACCAGUCACCUGGGUAAUGAUGUACCGGAGAAGGCAAUGAAUACCAUAGGAAAAAAAGACCCACUCUCCAAACUCUAGCUAUCAUUACGACUCCUACCGCGCUGUUCUUAAGGCUUGGUAAAUGUAUGUGUAGUUUUUCUAUGUAGAUGAGAAUUUCAGGUAUUCUUUAAAUAUGCAAGAUCAUCAUGAAUUAAUUCUAAAUUAUGACCAUGUAUGUGUAUAACAGUAGAUUCAAUAUCAAUGAUAGGACGUCUGGGUAAGUUAUUCAAAGUUAUAUAUGUAAUUAUAUCUCGAUGUUGUACCAUGCAUUCUUUGCUAGAAUUACGUUUUUUUUUCAUCAUGAAUAUUACUGUGGUUGGAAUGGGAAAGAAAUGUGUUCUAUAAAUAAUUUCCCAUGGUUUUAAUUUUGAAAUUUGUACAGAUAUAACAUUGAUAGCAUGAGAAAAAUAAACUUUAGAAAGGAAAAAAAAAAUAAAAUGUAUGACAAUAAUGUACAAGUAGACUACAGAUAUUGUGAGGACAUUUCUUGUCAUAUAAUCAUUUUCUUGUACAAAUGUUUUUUUUUUAUUUGCCUGAACUAUAAAUAAAUCUUGUGUGAUAUAAUUUUUUUUUUUUGAAAACAAGGUAAAAAAGUGAGGUAAAUAAUACUGUGACUGUGUGUAGAUAUACGCAAACUUUUUAUUUUCAUGUUUAAUGGAACGGCAAAGUCCGACUUUGUUGUAUGCAGAUGGACUGGAGAGGGCGCUGCUUGUUGAAAACGUAGAAUGUGACGAGUAUAUCAGCCUCCGUUUGUUUGUUUGUCUCUAAGUCUUUAUGUGAGUAGCAAGAUAAAGGUUGAUGUAUCGAUAGACAUCUCUUUGAGAUCAUGCUAUGUAUUUCAACACUUAUUCCAUAGCGAACCAAGUUGGAAGCGACCGAUCGAUACCUAUAAUCUUAUCAAGAAAAUAGAUUUAAAUGUCAGUGGAUUGUCAGUUUUUUAAAUUAUUUUCAAUUGGUUUCUUUCCAUCUUACUCUGUUGUUAAUCUUUAAUUUAUGAUGAAUUAUAUGAAAGUUUUGGGUCGAGAAUCGUGUGCUUUAUUUUGAAAGUACCUUACCUGUUUUUAGGUAUCAUAGUUUAUGUUUAUGUUCACAUUUCCUUUUUUAUAUUAAGAGUGAAGUUAGCUGAAAGGAAGAGAAAUUAAAAAAAAAAGAAAAAAAGAUUGUCUGCCAUGGAGGAAGGAUGGAUGAAUGUAUUUUCUGAAGCAGGAGAAAAAAAAGUAAAUACACCAGACUUACGGUUGAUCUACUCCAAACCUUUGGGUAUUAGUUCAUAAGUUUCUUCACCAGGGGUCUGUAACACCAAAGCUCAGUGAUCGAUCGUAGGACUGAUUUGUGAAUGAUCGUUUGCAUUGAUCAGUAUGUGCAAUCGAUCGUAAAAGUCAAUGUUACGAUCAAUUGUAAAGCUUGGUGAUAUGGAUGUGCCAUGCUGCACGCUGAUUCUAUGCAAAUUCUAGUGGUGUUCGGUGUGUUUUAAGGGUGUUGGUUUGAUCCAUGUACGUCACAAUAUAAUUGCCAAAGUAUUCAUUACUCAUUUAUGUUUUGAUUUUGCCAGGCCACAAAUUCUUCGUUUGAUUUUAUCUGGUUUUGAUGUCAUCACAAAUGCUAGAAUUUUGUUUAGGAUUAUUUUCUUGUGUUCUGGUCUGCUUUUAUUUUGAAGUUUGUAGAUUUGUAUUAAUCCUUUUGAUAGCAAAUUCUGUGUAUAAAGAUCCCGAUAAAAAUCUAGGCUUUGAAACUGUUCUUGAAAUACACAUGGUCUUUGUGUGCUGGUUGCUAUAUUGUUGUAUUUGUGCAAGAACGCCCUUAAGCAAAACAUUUUCGUGCACCGCAUCGGUGCAGAAAAGCCCUUUUGCAUGCUGCUAAGGGUGUUUUUGCGCGCAUGUGUUGCUUGAAAAUGUGGUGUUAAGGGUAUUCUUCACAAAGGCAUUCUAUUCAAUAACGUAGAAAGUGGUCUUUAUAGUUUAACGUUCGGUAAAACACAUAUAUUUAUCAUUCAUUUUUAGUUAUGAAACCACACUCUAUCUGUGAAUCAAGUUAUACAGGGAAUUGUUCAAUAUCCAAUGAGAUAUAAUGCAAGUAUCGUGUAAAAUUAUGAACAUUUGUAAAAAAUGAGCGGAAAAAAAAUCACCCAUAAAUUUAGAGAAAUUAAAUUUACAGUAUCUCUCCUGCUUCAGAAUCUACUCGACUGCUACGUGUGAGCUUAGAAACAUUUUCUUUACUUGUUAGAUAUUACAAAUCAACAAUAUAUACUGCUGUCAUAUUUUGUAGGCUUAGACAGUUUGAAAUACUCAUGAUCAAGUAUAUAUCAUACAGUAAAAUGGUACUCUGACGGUGUAGCUAAUAAUACAUGCAGAUGGAAAUAGUGGGCUGUAGUUAUUUCCUCCUUUUUUUUAGGAAAGCAGGCUGUAGGCUAUGGGAUCUCUAGUAGAAUUGUAGAGAACGAUCGUGUGAGGGCAGCAGACACAGGGUCGCAGGCCAAUCGAGCCUUACCCUUGGAAGAACGAUGCAUCCAUCUUUGGGAUAGUCAGAGGACGUCUAUAAUCAUUCAAGAUUUUGUAAAAGACUGUAGGAUGAUCAAAGGUAACAUAAAAACAAGGGGAAUCGUGCAUCUAUUCAACAGCGAAAAAAAAGGGCAUGUAUUAUGUUCCUUUUUUUCCCGGUGAAGAGACUGAAAAGAGUAAUGUGUAUUAUUAUUAUUAUUAUGAAUAUUAUUAUGAUUGUUACUAUUAUGACUUCUACUCUGAAAAAGAUCUCUUUGGUGUUUAAGGACAAUAAAGGCUCACUUCCGACCGGAAGAAAGCAUA
Molecule: messenger RNA, 8004 nt
Organism: Lytechinus pictus (painted urchin)
Lineage: Eukaryota; Metazoa; Echinodermata; Echinoidea; Temnopleuroida; Toxopneustidae
Product: protein phosphatase 3 catalytic subunit alpha-like
Exons: 4
Coding region: 80-316 (78 amino acids)
Biological process (GO): calcineurin-mediated signaling
Cellular component (GO): calcineurin complex; cytoplasm
Molecular function (GO): calmodulin-dependent protein phosphatase activity; calmodulin binding
Source: RefSeq, a predicted model, not a curated record